Fimicolochytrium jonesii is the source of this 2923-nucleotide messenger RNA. Its product is annotated as eukaryotic translation initiation factor 3 subunit 8 N-terminus-domain-containing protein. Gene Ontology annotation, molecular function: translation initiation factor binding; RNA binding; translation initiation factor activity. NCBI's taxonomy places the organism in Eukaryota, Fungi, Chytridiomycota, Chytridiomycetes, Spizellomycetales, Powellomycetaceae. Gene Ontology annotation, cellular component: eukaryotic translation initiation factor 3 complex. The transcript is spliced from 4 exons. Bases 173 to 2923 code for a protein of 916 amino acids. Gene Ontology annotation, biological process: translational initiation. The record is from RefSeq and is a predicted model, not a curated record.
CACUUGAACGCAGGAACCCUCUAACGGAGAUUAUCUUGGCGGACUUUCACCGCGACUUUGCUGCUGCACGACUCGCUCCCGCUCACAGCACCGCCCGCCCGCCUGCCGCUUGUAGAAUCCUCGUCAACUCAUUGCCGCGGGAUUCUAACAAGAACCUCCCGCGCGUUCAAUCAUGUCUCGUUUCUUUCGUGGAGGCGAUUCCAGCUCGGAAUCGGACUCCGACUACUCCUCGUCCGACGAGGAGAAUCGCAAAGCCCACGACAGCGAUGCCACCACAGACUCUGGUUCCGAGGAUGGUAGCGAUGCUUCCCACUCGGACUCUGAUUCCGACGCCGACCGUGGCGCGGCCGGAAAGCCUGCCACUGGUGCUAGCAAGUUCAUGAGAGGAUUCGCAGGCUCAGAUUCUGAUGAGGAUUCUGACGAUGAUACCAAGCGCGUGGUGAAGUCUGCGAGGGAUAAGCGGUUUGAUGAAAUGCGGGGCACCGUCAAAUCGUUGAAGAAUGCACAGAAGAUCAACGAUUGGGUUGCUAUCCAGAAUGAAUUCGAGAAGCUCAACAAAGCUUACGCCAAAUCGAAUGCUAUCAUCCAACGCGAGGGCGUUCCUCGAUUUUACAUCCGGGCCAUUGUGGAGCUGGAGGAUUUCAUGAAAUCUGUGUUGACGAACAAGGUUGCCGUGAAGAAGAUGAACGCCUCCUCGUCUCGUGGCUUGAACGCUAUGAAGCAAAGGUUGAGGAAGCACAACAAACAAUUUGAGUCGGACAUUGCAAAGUUUCAGACAAAUCCCAUCGAUGAAGACGCCUCUGCUGAUGAAGCUGAAGCUGCGGCGGCUAAGAGGGCUGCCGCAGAGCGACCGGUUAGCGAAUCAGAUUCUGACGAUGAAGGGCUCACUGGACGGGAGAAGUGGGUGAAAGUAGCCGAGGACGGAACAGAACAAAGCGACACCGAACGGACAAAGUCGAAAGAUCGGAAGCGUAAGCCCAAGGGAGUUGGCCCAGUCGAGGCCGGUGAUGACUUUCAGGUGGUCGGGAAGGGUGGCAAGGUUUUCGAAGUGAAACCCGAAAACCUCUUCAAGAAAUUACAAGAGCUCAUAAAUCUUCGCGGAAAGAAGGGAACGGAUCGUCAAGUUCAGUUGGAUAACCUGCAACGAGUGUUGGAGGUCGCAGAGACCCCGUACCAGAAGAUCAAGGUUCUACUCGCUCUGAUUCCUGCCCGUUUCGAUUCCGUGUCCUCCACGACUGGACAUAUGACCGCCGAGAUGUGGAAGCUCGCUGCAACAGAGUUGAAUACCUUCUUCAGCCUGUUGGAGGAACAUGACAAUGUGCGAAUCUUGGAGGUGGUAGACGAAGAAGAUUCGGAAGUGAUUGCGGAGGAAAAGUUCAAAAACGCCGAUAACGUCAUCAUCCGAGGAAGCGUAUCAUCCUUGAUCGACCGGAUUGACGACGAGUUCGGCAAAUCACUGCAGCACAUGGAUCCUCACACUCUCGACUAUGUGAAUAGGUUGAGAGACGAAACCGUGCUGUACGCUCUUAUUGUCCGAGGCCAGAAAUACCUCGAGGGAGCAGGGUUCGCCAUGGCGUCGGACCUGAUGAAAAUGCGCCGAGUGGAACACGUCUACUACAAGCCCGAUGUAGUUAUUCGUGCCGUCGAGAAGCAAGUUCGCGUUUUGUGUCCAUCUCUCAAUGAGGACCUUGACGAGCCUGUCACAUUGGUGGAGCGUCUCUGCACUGAACUCUACAAGACGGAUGUGGAUCGCGUCCGAACUCGAGCUCUGCUUUGUCACGUGUACCACCUUGCGCUGCACGACAAGUUCAUGGCAGCGCGAGACAUGAUGUUGAUGUCUCACAUCCAGGAUCACAUUGCGCAAAUGGAGAUUUCGGCUCAGAUCCUGUUCAACAGGACUAUGGUUCAGCUUGGGCUCUGUGCAUUCCGCGCUGGUCUGAUCAGAGACGCAUCGUACACUCUCCAGGAAAUCUCGGCUUCCGGCAGAGUGAAGGAGCUUCUCGCGCAAGGCGUCCAAAUGCAGCGCUUCUCCGACAAAACUGCUGAGCAGGAACGUUUGGAGAAGGCUCGUCAGCUACCCUUCCACAUGCAUAUCAACCUUGAACUCCUGGAAUGCGUGUACCUGACAUCGUCGAUGUUGCUCGAGAUCCCCAACUUGGCAGCGAAUGCGCAUGAGCCUCGCCGGCGAGUGAUCAGCAAGCCUUUCCGAAGAAUGCUUGACUACAACGAACGCCAAGUCUUCUCUGGUCCUCCGGAAAACACCAGAGAUCACGUGAUGGGUGCUGCCAAAGCUCUUGCAGCAGGAGAGUGGCGCAAGUGCGAAGAGCUGAUCAAGGAGGUCAAGAUCUGGGAUCUUAUGCCUAACAAGGACAGCAUCAUGAGCAUGUUGAGCGAGAAAAUCAAGGAGGAAGGUCUGCGAACAUACUUCUUCUCCUACUCUCGACACUAUGAAUCUCUGGGGAUUGAGCAACUCGCGUCCAUGUUCGACCUCACCCCCGCUGGCGUUCGCGGUAUCGUAUCGCGUAUGAUCAUCAACGAGGAGAUUCAAGCUUCUAUCGACCAGGGCACUGGCACGGUCGUCUUCCACCGUGCUGCAGAGAGUGGCGGUGAUACUACGCACCUGGAGCACCUGGCUGAGGUGUACGCGGACAAGGUGGCAACUCUCGUCGAGAGCAACGAACGGUUACUCGAAGCUAGAGCCAUCAACUUGGGCCUGCAGCAAGCGCAGCACGACAAACAGCCGCAGCAACGGGGUGACCACCGUGGGCCGCGCGAUCAACAACGUGGUGGGCACGCGGGCCAGAUUGGCGGUGGGUUCCGAGGCGGUGAACGUCGCGAUGGGGCACGACAAGGCGGAUAUGGCGGCGACAGAGGUACACGCGGCGGCAGAGGACGACCUCUUGGUCAGCGAGCUGGUCGCUAG